Brassica napus (rape) is the source of this 1829-nucleotide messenger RNA. RefSeq names its product cytochrome P450 90A1. Gene Ontology annotation, molecular function: monooxygenase activity; oxidoreductase activity, acting on paired donors, with incorporation or reduction of molecular oxygen; iron ion binding. The coding region runs from base 214 to 1656 and encodes 480 amino acids. The record is from RefSeq and is a predicted model, not a curated record. Gene Ontology annotation, biological process: brassinosteroid homeostasis; sterol metabolic process; brassinosteroid biosynthetic process. Lineage: Eukaryota; Viridiplantae; Streptophyta; Magnoliopsida; Brassicales; Brassicaceae. The transcript is spliced from 8 exons.
GAAAUCAUAUAUUUAUGGAAUAUUAAAUGCUAGUAUAAAUUUAAUAUAACAAAAAAUAAAAAACCAAGAAGAAUGCAAAAGAGUAUAAUGAUGAAAGGUCCUACUUUACGCAGAAACCCCCCGUGUGCCCACUCUCCCCCUCUCCAUUAAUACUCUCUCUUUUCCAUCUCUCUACCAUCAUCAUCAUCAUCAUCAUCCUAUUAGUCAUCAUCAAUGGCUUUCUCCUUCUCCUCCACCGCCUUACUCCUCCUCCUCUCCUCCAUCACCGCCGGUUUCCUCCUCCUACUCCGCCGCACGCGUUACCGGCGCAUGGGACUUCCUCCGGGAAGUCUCGGUCUUCCUCUCAUAGGCGAGACUCUGCAGCUGAUCGCAGCUUACAAGACGGAGAACCCUGAGCCUUUCGUAGACGCAAGAGUUGCCCGGUACGGUUCGGUAUUCAUGACGCAUAUAUUUGGUGAACCGACGGUUUUCUCAGCUGACCCGGAAACGAACCGGUUUGUUCUUCAGAACGAAGGGAAGCUUUUCGAGUGCUCUUACCCAGCUUCUAUAUGUAACCUCUUGGGGAAACACUCUUUGCUUCUCAUGAAAGGCUCUUUGCAUAAACGUAUGCACUCUCUCACCAUGAGCUUCGCUAACUCUUCGAUCAUCAAAGAUCAUCUCAUGCUUGAUAUUGACCGGUUAGUCCGGUUUAAUCUUGAUUCUUGGUCCUCUCGUGUUCUCCUUAUGGAAGAAGCCAAAAAGAUAACGUUUGAGCUAACGGUGAAGCAGCUGAUGAGCUUUGAUCCAGGGGAGUGGAGUGAGAGUUUAAGGAAAGAGUAUCUUCUUGUCAUCGAAGGCUUCUUCUCAAUACCUCUCCCUCUCUUCUCCACUACUUACCGCAAAGCCAUCAAGGCGCGGACGAAGGUGGCGGAGGCGUUGACGGUGGUGGUGAUGAAGAGAAGGGAGGAAGAGGAAGAAGGAGAGGAGAGAAAGAAAGAUAUGCUCGCGGCGUUGCUUGCGGCGGAAGAAAGAUUUUCCGAUGAAGAGAUUGUUGACUUCUUGGUGGCUUUACUCGUGGCUGGUUAUGAAACAACGUCUACGAUCAUGACUCUCGCCGUUAAGUUUCUCACCGAAACUCCUUCAGCUCUUGCUCAGCUCAAGGAAGAGCAUGAAAACAUUAGGGCAAUGAAGAGUGAUUCGUAUAGUCUUGAGUGGAGUGAUUACAAGUCAAUGCCAUUCACACAAUGUGUGGUUAGCGAAACUCUGCGAGUGGCUAACAUCAUUGGUGGUGUUUUCAGACGGGCAACAACGGAUGUCGAGAUCAAAGGCUAUAAGAUUCCGAAAGGGUGGAAGGUUUUCGCAUCGUUUAGAGCGGUUCAUUUAGACCCAAACCACUUCAAAGACGCUCGUACUUUCAACCCUUGGAGAUGGCAGGGAAACUCGGUAACAACAUGCCCUUCUAAUGUGUUCACACCGUUUGGUGGAGGACCAAGGCUAUGUCCUGGUUACGAGCUGGCUAGGGUUGCACUCUCUGUUUUCCUUCACCGCCUAGUGACCGGCUUCAGUUGGGUUCCUGCAGAGAAAGACAAGCUGGUGUUCUUUCCAACUACAAGAACACAAAAACGGUACCCGAUCAUCGUGACACGUCGUGAUGAUGGUGGCUUAUCCGCUACUUGAAGAUGAAGAAGAGACCAGAAGAUAUUAUUUAUAGAAUAUCAGCAUUUUUCAGAAUUAACUUUCUUCUUUUUGCUCCUUUCUGGUCUUAGAGUUGUGAGUUGUGACAAUAAAAGUACCACCAUUACUUUAUAAAGCCUUUUAGUUCUGUAUAUAUAAAAUUACUUUUGUUUACC